Molecule: messenger RNA, 765 nt
Organism: Tarenaya hassleriana
Lineage: Eukaryota; Viridiplantae; Streptophyta; Magnoliopsida; Brassicales; Cleomaceae
Product: protein FAR1-RELATED SEQUENCE 5-like
Exons: 3
Coding region: 80-709 (209 amino acids)
Source: RefSeq, a predicted model, not a curated record
GUGAUUUUGCGCCUGAAAACAGCUGAAACCUCGACGGCGCUUAUUAUUAACUCUGACCCUUUCUUUCUGCAAGAGCUCAAUGGAUUUGAGCAACGGAGAUGAUUCCGGAGACGUGAAGCUUCACGAGUCGGAGAUGGGAGGAGGCGAGACCUUGGAACCCUACGUGGGAAUGGAGUUCGAUUCCGAAGACGAGGCGAGGAAUUUCUACGUAGAUUACGCGAGAAGAUUAGGGUUCGUGGUGCGGAUGAUGCAGAGGCGUCGAUCGGGGAUCGACGGAAGAACACUCGCUCGGAGACUCGGCUGUAACAAACAAGGGUUUUCUCCCAACAGUCAGAAAAGUGCACAUCUUGGAGGAGAGAAGAGGCCGAGACACAGUUCUCGAGAAGGCUGCAAGGCCACGAUCCUCGUGAAAAUGGAGAAAUCUGGGAAAUGGGUCGUCACCAGAUUCAUCAAAGAGCACAACCAUCCACUCUUCCUCACUGCUUCUCCAUACAAUACUGUUCUUGCCGACAAAGACAAGCAGAUCGAGGAGCUCGAGAGGGAGAUCGGGCAUCAGAAUCAGUUGUGUGAAGCUUACAGAGACAGGUUGCUGAGUUUAAUGAACAAUGUUGAACAACACACAGAAGAGUUGUCUUCCAGAAUCCGAGAUAUUGCAGAGAAUGUUAAGAAAAUUGAAUCCGAAUUGCAAAUUCAUAACAUCCGUACAUAGCCAUUGUAGUGUAAUGUAACCACAUUCAUUCAUCUGUGUAUUCAGUCUUGUGUUCA